CAUAACUUUUCAACGCGUUGAGCGUUUCCCUUUCGUAUCUGUUGCUGCUCAAACGCCCGGUUUGCGCGACUGUAUGGCAGCCUGAGGUGGUGGGGCGUGGGGUUAGUCUCCUGACAGGUAUACCUCCCUUAUGCCCAACCAUCUCCUCAUGACGACUUAAAAGUUCUGUCUGAGUUUUGCACUUUGCUUGUUUAGAAUUUGGUAUUAACGUUUGAGUAUUUCCGAGGCAUGUAUUGAUAGGGCUUAUCACAUCAAUCGCCCCAUUAGAUAGUGGCAGAACUAUUUGUAUCAUCAUGUCAUCAGGAAUAAUUGGGUGUAAAUCCAAGAUGGAUGUGUAAUGUUUGUUACUGGACGACUUUUCUGCUGUGAUAAACAUGAACCCUUGAAAUGGUUACACCCUAAUUUAUAGUGUGGAGAAGUGACUGGCCUAGAGCCUAAGGCACAGUCAUGGGUGGACGGGAUUCCAAACCGUGCUGCAUCAAUUAUGAAGACGCAGUACGGAGAGUGAGUGAAUCGGAGCUGAAACGAAUUAGAGAAGCAUUUAAGCGAGCGUCAAAUGUCGGUGGUGUUAUUACCAAGUCAUCCUUCCUCAAAGAAGUCUUAGGUGAAGGCGUGCCUAGAAACAUUGCUGAGCAUAUCUUUGCAGCAUCUGGUGGAACUCAGAAAGGCAUUGCAUUUGAAAAAUUAUUAUGCGGCCUAGUUCUUUUAACUCGAGGCAAUAAAGAUGAAAAAAUUAAAUUUCUGUUCAAUUUAUACUCCAAUGAGUCCGGAACCUAUGUCCUAAGAGAUGAUAUAGAACGGUUGCUUUCUGCCUGUGAAAAUGGGAGGAAGCCGCUCGAGCUAUCUGGUCUCUUUCAAGAUCGUGAUCGGGCAUCUUGGGAAGAGUUUCGUGAUUGGGUCCAACUAAAUACGAAUGCAACAUCCCUAAGCCGCUGGCUACUAACUGAACCAUGCUCAGUUUCUCUAAGCAACGAACAUGAAACUCCUACCUUCUACCAAACACUUGCAGGAGUUACACAUUUGGAAGAAAAGGACAUCAUUGAGCUGGAAAAGCGUUAUUGGGUACUGAAAGGUCAGUCAAGCACUGGAAGACUUGAUCUUGAAACUCUUGGUCCACUUUUAAGUCCGCCAGUUCCAUUGUCUGUUUGUGCCGGAGUGUUUGGAGCAUUUGAUGAAAAUCGUGAUCGACACAUUGAUUUCAAAGAGAUGGCUUGUGGAAUAUCAGCAGCUUGUCGUGGACCCACCACUGAGCGCCAAAAAUUCUGCUUCAAGGUUUUUGACUCUGACCGAGAUGGGAUUUUAUCACCUGGAGAAUUGCAACACAUGGUAGAUGUUCUUUUAUUCGUCUGCCAAGAAAGUCGAUCCAAAGACGACAUUAAAGGGAAAAAUGAGUUCGGAGAUCCAAGUUCAAUAAUUUCAGAAAUUAAAAAAUAUGCCAGCGGAGAAGGGCUUACUUUAGAAGAAUAUUUGAUGUGGACUGUUGACAACAGCUUGUCUUCCCAUUUCUUAAACUUGCUAUUUCAGGUUUGUCAUGUGGUACUUGGUCUCAGACCACAGUCUCGUCAAGAAGAAGGUUCUAUUGUCAAUGGGUGGCUUGAAAGAGAAGUAACAAGAGGCUACAUUGUCGGCCAGUUUUGGUACUUGGUAGCCAUGGAUUGGUGGAAACAAUGGAAUGAGUAUGUGUCCAUGCCUUACCCCAAUGUAAAUUCCACUCUGGAAUACUCUAUUGGUGUGGAUGCUACUACACCUGCUGGUAGUCUGGAGCUACAAACACCUUCCUUGACAAGUAGCAACGGCAGUGGGACCAGUGGCAUUAGUAGCAUGAGUGCUGCAACUAGAGCCAAACUCACUGAAUCAACUAAUUCUUUGACUCAUUUGACUUUAGACUGCCCUAGUAGUACAUCCAGUCCAAGCCAUUCUCCAAGGCCUAAUCGCCGUCCUAUUGUUGGACAUAGAAUGCCUCAGAAACCAGGACCUAUAGACAAUUCUGCACUUGUGGCCACUCCAUUUCAAAGAGUGCUCUCUUUAACUGGAGAAGGCGGAAAACUGAAGAAAAACCUUGUGCUUAUGAGGUAUACAGAUUUUGAACUUGUACCUGAUUCACUGUGGAAAGCUCUUCACCAGUGGUAUGGUGGCUCUCUUGCUCUCCCACGACAAGUGAUAAAGCCCAAAAAUAGCUCAGAGGUUGAGCUAGAGUUAUAUCCUCUUACUAUCCGUCUACUCAGACAUCAGAGUCAGCCAUCUCGAGCUGGGCCUCAAACAACCUGGACUGGGAUGGUUGGUGGCUAUGGCGCAGCUGCUCUAAGUACUACAGGCUAUGCAUAUGUGUCAAAUUUAACUCAACCCAAACGGUAUCUGGCACACAGUGCUACAUUUAGUCGAAUGGCAACUGUUAAGGAGGUUUAUGACUUUUUAAGCCAGAGACUCAGAAUACGCCCAGAAGAUAUGCGACUAUGGCAUUUCAAAGAUGAGAACAACAUGACAGUACUAGAGGAUGAAGAAGCUUCACUAGAGGAUCUCAGUGUUCUCGAUGAAGAUCAGUUGUUGAUAGAAGUGCGCAAUAAGGACCUUACUUGGCCCGAAGAAAUGGGAAGUUUACAGGAUCGACGACGAUCGUGUUCAGUUCCUGCUGAGAAAGGAGCAACUGGUCUUAAUAAUUUAGGAAACACAUGCUUUAUGAAUGCUGCUUUACAAUGUGUCAGCAACACCAGGUCACUCACUCAGUAUUUCACUGCAAAUAUGCAUCUUUAUGAGCUCAACAGAACAAACCCUUUAGGAAUGAAAGGCCAUAUUGCAAAGAGGUACGGAGACCUUAUUCAGGAUAUAUGGAGUGGUUCAGCUAAAACUAUUGCUCCUCUCAAGCUUAGGUGGACCAUUGGAAAGUAUGCACCUCGCUUCAAUGGAGACCAACAGCAUGAUUCUCAGGAGCUACUUGCAUUUCUUCUUGAUGGUUUACAUGAAGACUUAAAUCGUGUUCAUGAUAAGCCAUAUACUGAGCUGAAAGAUAGUGAUGGCCGCUCUGAUGUUACAGUGGCUCAAGAGGCAUGGGAAAAUCACAUAUUACGCAAUAAAUCAAUUGUAGUUGACCUUUUCCACGGUCAACUGAAGUCUAAAGUCAUUUGCAAAGUUUGCUCACAUGAAAGUGUUCGUUUUGAUCCUUUCAAUUACUUGUCAUUGCCUUUACCAAUGGAGUCAUACAUCUAUAUUCAAGUCAUAGCUAUUCGCCUUGAUGGAUCUGUACCUGUGAAGUAUGGGCUCCGUCUGAACAUGGAUGAGAAGUAUGCCCAACUCAAAACGCAACUUUCUCAGUUGUGUGAUAUCCCUGCACAUUUACUGUGCCUAGCAGAAGUGAAUCAAGCUCAAAUUAAGAAUGUGCCGUCGGAUGACCAAAAAAUUAAAGGACCAGUAUCAGGAUCCUUAUUUGCUUAUGAACUUCCAGCAUCAGAAAAUUGCAGCAACUUUGAUGAUGAAAGAGCAUCAUUAUGCUCUACUCGAUCACAACGUGAAGGGCAAACCUUAGUUGCUAUCCAACGAACUGUCACACCUCGUUCUGCUCUUUCAGUUGGUUCAAGUGUGUUGAAUGGCCACGCCAGUGAAGACACGGCAAGCGUGUGGUCGGGAUCGGGCUCUGGUUCUCGGCCCGGCCCCCGCCCUGCCGGUGAGGUAAGAUGGCCAACGUCUUUCUGCAUGCCUGCAUAUGCACUCUUGUGCUUUAAGAGCCCGUCGUCACCUCCAAAGGAUACUAAAGACAGUCCAGAUGUCGAGUCUGUAGACUCGGGCUUACCCACAUCUUCUGCAAGCAUUCCUCUUGCACCCAGCAGUAGCCAAGGCUCAGCAAGCAGUGGAAGUUUGUGUGACAUGGAUGUUGGAAUACCUUCUCAACCAGGAUACAUAGUUGCUGUACACCGCAAAAUGAUUCGUCAGGACGUAUACUUCAUGUCAUCUCAGAAAACAAAACCUAGCCUCUUUGGGCUUCCCAUUAUUGUUCCAUGCUCAGAGAGUACCACUCAUCAGGACUUGUAUCAGUCAGUUUGGUUACAAGUCGCAAGAUUAGUGUCACCUCUGCCUCCAACUGAUCCUGCUGUGUCCAACCAUGCUCAAGACUGUGAUGACAGUUUGGGUUAUGAAUUCCCAUUCAUUUUGAAAGCUGUUGGGUCAACAGGAAUUCAAUGUGCUUGGUGUCCAUGGUAUGAGUUCUGUCGGGGAUGUCGUAUCCAGUGUAAUGAUACUGAAUUCAAAAUGAGUAGUAGCUACCUAGCUGUGGACUGGGAUCCCACAGCACUUCAUCUCCGGUAUCAGACAUCUCAAGAACGGGUUUUCAACGAUCAUCCAUCUGUUGCCCAAACUAGAAUACAGCAAUCCAGCCCUAUCGAGUUGGACUCUUGCCUGGAAGCAUUUACCAAAGAAGAGCAUCUCGCUGAUGAUGAGAAAUACUAUUGUUCAAAGUGCCGUGAUCAUCAGCUCGCUUCAAAGAAGCUUCAAAUUUGGAGACUACCUCCAAUUUUAAUUGUACAUUUGAAGCGCUUUCAAUUUGUUGGUGGAAAAUGGGUCAAGUCUCAAAAGGUGGUGAACUUCCCUUUUGAAAAUUUCAAUCCCACAUCAUACUUAGCAGCAGUGCCUAAACAAACUGUAAUUAGGCAUCAUCAAUUAAAAACUGAAAAGUCUCUUCAUGAAACGUCCCAGAAUGACCUAAAUAUUGCUGAAGAAGGCGACUGUGGAAGAGUGUGCACCCCUCUCAACUCUGUGAAUGAAGGUACCCGCAAGCUCUCCAUGCUUCGUAAGUCUUCAGUGGCAGAUACUAUAUGGGAGGGUGAGAGUGACAGAGAAGCCAUGGCUAAUGGAGACCUUGGCGCUAGUAAAGAUGUUAUGCGAUCCAAUGAACAAAAAAUUGGUGGCAGAGAAAGGCUUGUCUCAACGUCUUUAACCCAGACCCCAGUUGUAGAUUCAGCUUUACAGGAUUUUCAUCAGCAUCGCUUGAUACCUGGGGUAGAUCCUUUUGACUUGAAGUACCGUUUGUAUGCUGUUGUUUGUCAUUCUGGGAUUUUAGGUGGUGGUCAUUAUGUCUCAUAUGCCUGUAACCCCAACAGCAAAUGGUACUGUUAUAACGACAGCAGUUGCAGGGAGGUCACGACUGGUCAAAUGGACACAAGUUCAGCGUAUAUGUUAUUUUAUGAACGAGAGGGAUUGUGUCAAGAUCAAUAUAUGCCCAAUGUUGCAGGAAAAGUACCAGACAGAUUAGAUUUAGAUGAUGAUCUGGACUCUGACCUAAAGCGUUGCUGUCUCAUGUAAAGACUGCUUGGCAUUCAUUCUAUUCUAAAUGAUGCCCCUCUGUUUGGGCUCAGCUAUUCGCUUUACCUGCCAUAUGUGCACACAUGCUCUUCUUGCUAGAGAGUCUCUGAGGCUCUCUACUUCUUGCACCUUGAUAAUUUACAUCCAGCCAUUUUCCAAACAUUUGGAUUUCAAGCAUUGAUAUGGAAAUGGAUUUUAAAGAAGUUCUAUAUUUUCUAUAUUUAUUAUAUUUAUAGCCGAAACUGUUGUGCUUUAACUAAAUUAAGGUGGGACAACUUGUAAUUUGCUUGUAUAUUUGAUGCAUUGUGAUACACUGUAAGUUGUUAUUUAUUUUCCUGAAGGUUGCAUUCCCUGCUGUAGUCAUUAAUUUUUGAAUAAUGUUCAACGCAGCUUGAAAAGGAAAAAAAGAGGGCGGGAAAGAUAAAAAAUGCUGCUGUCUGAGCUGUAUAAGGGACUUAAGAGGUAUGGAGGAAAGGCAAUGUGCCAUUGUGAUAUUUAAAUGUUGUAUUAAGAUCUUUUGGCUCGGGUCAGCUCUUCCCUGAUCUGACCAGCAGCUGACUAAAAAUCUUACAAUGGCAAGAUAAGUGAUAACAAAGUAUCAUGUACGGUAUAUGCGUAUUUCUGAUUCAUGUGACACUGUUAGCAAGUGGGAAAGGCUUCUUCGUUAAGCUAUAAUUUUGAUUUUCAUUUCAACUUGUCUCCAUAAUGCAAAAUGUGUCAUACUUUUCUCCCUCUGUUUUCCAAAGUGUUAUCAUUGUUAUCCAGCCCAAGGGUGUUUUGUUUUAAAAGUCAUAAAUAAGCUUUAUGUGAUUGUUUCGGUAUGUUGAAGUGUCAUUCAACCCUUACUCUCAAUUUUUAAUUGUGCCAUAUUGAAGUAGCAUGGGUGAGAAAGUAGGGGGCUGGAUCUAGUUGAAGAGGGUGCUCACAUAUUUGCAUUUGUACCCCUAACAUUCCCAUGUCAAUAAUUGUUUAUCUGUCAUAAAUGCAAUACUAUGAAAGUUGCAGUAGAAAUGCAGCAAAUUGUUUUUGUUUUGUUCUUUUUUCUUCUUUUUUUUUUUUUUUUUUUUUGUAGUGUUAUGAAUAUGUGGAGAGUUGUUGAUUGAUGUGUUGUUAGUUUGUAAGAGUACCUAAUAACAGAGAGGAAAAGCUUUGUUCAGGAGUUGCCUUGUUUUAUUCUUGUUAUGAAUGAUUGAAAUAUUUUAUUCAGUAUUUAGGCACCUGAUAUUUUGAAUGUGCUAUUUCAUUUUACUGUUAUUCCGAAAUUAGAAAUCUGCUUGCGAGGAUUGUUACUUUUAUCAGAACAAAAAAGUGGUACCCAUGUGCAAUAGUAGCAGCUACUGUUACUCCUCUUUAAUUGUUUUAUGUGUUACUUCUGUUUAUGUUAAAACCCUUGCUAAAUGACUCUAGUCUAUUGUGUUCAAAAUGGUCCUAUCAAGUGUCAAAAAACAAUGUCAAAGGUACUGCAUUGAUUUUAAAUUUACCAGUGUCAGUGUGCCAUGCUUACUUGCCUCGUUAGGGAAAUUUUUUCUGAUAAAUUUGUUGCAUUUGUGUAUGUAAACUGCCCAUGACAUGAUUGAGCACUUUGAUCAGGGCUAGUAUAGCUGUGGUCCAAGCACUGAUAUUGUAAUAUGUGAUACAUUUAAGUCUAUACUUUAUGUUUUAACUUUUGUGCUUGGUGUUCGUUCAUUGACUUGGCUCAUCUCCCAUAUCAUCAUAUAUUACUUAUAUACCAGCCUAUGUAAAACAGGCAAUAGGCUGUAAUCAUUUAACCAAAGCCAAUUCUUUUUCUAUAAAUCAUAAAAAAUGCGUUGAAAUUAAUACCAAAAUGGUGUAAAGUAAUUGAGUGUGGCACUCAUCAGUUUCAUAUCCAAUUUAAGGAAGAAAAUUUGUCUGCUUAUUUUCAAUUGAGAAGGCAAACCGUUCUCUGCCCUGCAUUGAAGUCUCUUUUAUUUGUACUUUCUCCGGGGUGCCCAGAAUAUUACUCUCAGUGGUUCUCAGGUUGCAUGCUAAUACUUAUCCUGCACUCUUUUUAUGAUCAAUAGUGGCCUGGAUUAAAUUAUGAUUUUUAUUUUGCACUUCAUGUUAAGAAAAGAGUACCUGUCAAUAUGAUGACGUUUUUGCAAGAGGCUCUUCAGUCUGUGCUCUCUUUUUCCUGCUUUUUCAAAUCUUUGUUUCAUUUUAAAUUCGGAUAUCUCUUCAAUCAACACCCCACAGCGACUCAAUGAAAGAUUAGACUUUUAAUUGUAGGGUAUGAUCAUUGGUUCAAACGAGGGUUCAACAGCAGUUGCACAAAAAUUAUUUUAAAAAUUCAUUUUUUAAAUUUAAAAUGUAACAUCAACAUUCUAUUUCCUUGCCUUUAGGAUAUAAGGAGACCAAUUUGAAAGAAAUAUGCCAUUAGGCACUGAACAAUACUCUAAUAUAAUAAUGUUAAGUAUAUUUUUGAUGAGAGGCAAGGCAUGGCUACACACAGGCUGUUUGGUUGUACUUGAUGCAUUUUUGUGUAGUAAGAUUGUCCAAUAAUCGGUGUAUCGUUAUUAUUAAUACUUUCUCAGUGGAUUUAUAACUAUUCUUUACUGUCUCAAAGUUUGAUAUCUAUUUCAAAAUGUGAAGAUAUUGAGCUAGUUCGUAGCACAUCCCAAGUUUAAUGAAAUAUGAAAGAGCUAUAUGAAAGAGAAAAAGACACUGUACAAGCUGGCGAUUUUAUUUGAGCAUCCUAUUUGUAUGCCCUGAAUUUGUUGGUUUGUGCAUAAUGUUAUCACUUGAUUAAAAAGAUUAUAUGUGUUACACUGAUAA
Thrips palmi is the source of this 8082-nucleotide messenger RNA. RefSeq names its product ubiquitin carboxyl-terminal hydrolase 32 (gene Usp32). NCBI's taxonomy places the organism in Eukaryota, Metazoa, Arthropoda, Insecta, Thysanoptera, Thripidae. Gene Ontology annotation, cellular component: Golgi apparatus. Gene Ontology annotation, biological process: protein deubiquitination. The transcript is spliced from 27 exons. The coding region runs from base 448 to 5289 and encodes 1613 amino acids. Gene Ontology annotation, molecular function: cysteine-type deubiquitinase activity; calcium ion binding. The record is from RefSeq and is a predicted model, not a curated record.